Molecule: messenger RNA, 957 nt
Organism: Aspergillus tanneri
Lineage: Eukaryota; Fungi; Ascomycota; Eurotiomycetes; Eurotiales; Aspergillaceae
Gene: nscB
Product: metallo-beta-lactamase type thioesterase nscB
Exons: 2
Coding region: 1-957 (318 amino acids)
Biological process (GO): secondary metabolite biosynthetic process
Source: RefSeq, a predicted model, not a curated record
AUGGCCCUCCGCAUGCCCUUCAACCAAAACUUCUGGCAGGAAUAUCUCUCCGGCCAGGAGGCCAACCUCCCCCCUCUACCGGAUAUCUCGAGCCUCAGCAGUCGAGUAAUCCGUAUUCUCGGGGGGAAUCCAGGCGCCAUGCACCUACAAGGCACCAACACCUAUCUCGUCGGAACGGGCGAGUCUCGGAUCUUGAUUGACACUGGACAGGGCCUCCCCAUCUGGCUCUCCCGCUUAACCCACCAUCUCCACUCCAACAACAUCUCCAUCUCCCACAUCCUACUCACCCACUGGCACGGCGACCAUACCGGCGGCGUCCCCGAUUUAAUUUCCUACAAUACCAGUCUGGCAGGACACGUGUACAAAAACCUCCCCGAUGCAGACCAAAAUCCCAUAAUGGAUGGGCAAAUCUUCACCGUGCAGGGAGCCACCGUCCGCGCCAUCUUCACCCCCGGCCACUCAAUAGACCAUAUGUGUUUCCUCCUUGAGGAAGAAAAUGCCCUUUUCACAGGUGAUAAUGUGCUAGGGCAUGGGUACAGCGUUGCGCCGGAUCUAGGACGGUAUAUGGAGAGUCUGGAUUGUAUGGCCGGGUUGGGGUGUGGCAUAGGAUAUCCGGCUCAUGGAGCGGCUAUUCAAAAUCUCCCUGCUAAGUUGGAGGAGUAUAUUCGGCAUAAGGAGGCGCGGGUGAGAGGGGUUUUGUCGGUAUUAGUAAAGGAGAAAGAGAAGGUGGACGGUGAGGUUGGUAAGGGAGGGGGCAGAAAGGGGGGUAUGACGCUGUAUGAGAUUGUGAGGGCUAUGUUUGGGAGAGUGCCGCAGGAGGUGGUUGACCAGGCUUUGGCGCCGUUUUUGCUGCAGAUUUUAUGGAAGUUGGCGGAGGAUCGAAAGGUGGGAUUUGAACCGGGCGAUCCAGUAAAGAGGAGGUGGUUUGCAGUUAUCCGUCGAACAACUAGGCGAUAA